CCUCGAUGGCUGCUCGAACCAUGGCGACGGUCGGGCAGGACAUCUUCAAGCCCACCAAGUUCGGCGGGAAGUACACGGUGACACUGAUUCCCGGUGACGGCAUCGGCGCCGAGGUGUCCGAGUCGGUCAAGGAGGUCUUCAAGGCGGACAACGUGCCCGUCGAGUGGGAGCAGGUCGACGUGUCGGGUGUCGAGACGGGCGACAAGCACUCGGAGGAGCUGCUCCGCGAGUCCAUCGCCUCGCUCAAGCGCAACAAGCUCGGCCUCAAGGGCAUCCUGCACACGCCCGUCGAGCGCUCCGGCCACCGCUCCUUCAACGUCGCCCUGCGCCAGGAGCUCGACAUCUACGCCUCCAUCGUCCUGCUCAAGAACAUCCCCGGCUACGAGACGCGCCACAAGAACAUCGACUUCUGCAUCAUCCGCGAGAACACCGAGGGCGAGUACUCGGGCCUCGAGCACCAGUCGGUCAACGGCGUCGUCGAGUCGCUGAAGAUCAUCACCCGCGAGAAGUCGGAGCGCAUUGCCAAGUUCGCCUUUGCCUUUGCGCUUGCCAACAACCGCAAGAAGGUCACCUGCAUCCACAAGGCCAACAUCAUGAAGCUCGCCGACGGCCUGUUCCGCAACACGGUCAAGCGUGUGGGCGAGGACUACCCCACCAUCGAGACCAACGACAUGAUUGUCGACAACGCCUCGAUGCAGUGUGUCUCGAGGCCGCAGCAGUUUGACGUCAUGGUCAUGCCCAACCUGUACGGAGGCAUUUUGUCCAACAUUGGCGCCGGUCUUGUUGGCGGUCCUGGUAUCGUUCCCGGAUGCAACAUGGGUCGCAACGUCGCCGUCUUCGAGCCCGGGUGCCGUCACGUCGGUCUCGACAUUAAGGGCAAGGGCCAGGCCAACCCCACUGCCUUGAUCCUGUCUUCCGCCAUGAUGCUGCGACACGUUGGUCUUGACGACCACGCCAACCGCAUCUCGCAGUCCGUCUACAAGGUCAUUGCCGAUGGCCAGGUCCGCACACGAGACAUGGGCGGCAACUCGACCACCAAGGAGUUCACUCGCGCUGUUCUGGGCCAGAUGGAGAAGGCAUGAGAAUACCACGACAUCUAUGAUGCUCAACUGGGGUCGUCCAUGUCUGGACGAUCUUUUCCUUGACGAUUGAAUGCUUUGGAUUGUACAACUGGGUCGGCCGGAGUGUGAAUAGCGCUGUACGUCUAGUUGGUAUAUAGCAUGGUGCAUGAUUGAAUUGACAUUGUUACUCCCUCUCCUCGUCGUGUCGAUACUAAAAACCCAUAACGCCUCGCUAUGCAUGACCGUUGUGAUGGUGGGUGGGUAUAUCUAGAACUGAAUCCUCCUCUUCCUGCCCGUGUACUUGGACGUGGCCUUGACGACUUUACCCUGUCCUUCCAUCUGCGUCUUCUUCUUCAGGAUCCACGCCUUGCUCCCCUUCUUCUCCUCCCCACGCUUCAUCCCCUUCAUCUUGCGACGCGCGUCCAUAACAUCAACCCCAUCCAUCCCACGCACCACACCCGUGAUAUCCCCAUCCAACUCCC
Messenger RNA from Dothidotthia symphoricarpi CBS 119687, 1543 nucleotides. RefSeq lists its product as uncharacterized. Gene Ontology annotation, cellular component: mitochondrion. Gene Ontology annotation, biological process: tricarboxylic acid cycle; isocitrate metabolic process. Gene Ontology annotation, molecular function: NAD binding; isocitrate dehydrogenase (NAD+) activity; magnesium ion binding. Lineage: Eukaryota; Fungi; Ascomycota; Dothideomycetes; Pleosporales; Dothidotthiaceae. The record is from RefSeq and is a predicted model, not a curated record. The coding region runs from base 21 to 1082 and encodes 353 amino acids. The transcript is spliced from 4 exons.